UUAAUAUACGCAAAACUGUCCAAAAACACAAAAUUUGGUUAAAAAGUUGCAUGCAAUGAAGAAAUAUGAAAUGUGUGACUUUAAUUAAUUCAUAAUGUUGUGAAAAAUAUAAAAUUUUAAUAUAAACAAUAUUAAAUUUUCCCAGAAAGGUCAAUUUCCAAGUAAACGAAUUUCCGAGAAUCGGAAUUCGAUCUGCACUGUUGUACAUAGUAUUGUGUGUGCGUACAUACAUGCGCCAGAAGGACGCAGUGUAGAUCACAUACGUAGAGAAACAGAGGAGGGGAAGUGUGUGAUUGUGGUGCAAGUGCAAGAAGGUACUGCAUAGCGUGCAUAUUUCCGCGAAUUGGACAAAUCGCUGCCCCUGCAUUAAAACCGCAAAAAGGUGAAACAAUUUCGUUGCUUUCGGGCACUUCAUACAUAUAUUGGACAGUGGCAAAAUAUCGUACAGUAGUAUAUGCAACAUGAGUGAAUUAUUGCGAUACGUUAGCAUCGCAACCAUUGUGUUGUGUUUUGCAAACUUAGCGAACGCAUUCCAUGAGGAUGAUGUAGGUGAGACAAGACCAUCGCAUGUUGAUGUUAAUGUGGGCGGUAGUGCAAAUAUAUCGUGUCUCAUAAAUCCUAACCGAUUUGAUGAUCCUUGCAAAUUAACAUUCAUAAAUCAAAUUACCGACCAACACGUACCUGAUAAGGACAUAUUGGUAGUGAAUAGUAGCUACAUUGUUUAUAUGUUUCACAGUGAACGAGAGCAGUCGUUACGACUCCUUUGUAAAUGUGAUGGAGAUGCGAUCGCAGAGUCUACCAUUUACGUGGGUACCCCGCCGCGCGAUGUUAGUCAAUUCAAUUGUCGCAGUUUUGAUUUCGAAUAUAUGGUUUGUAACUUCACACAACCGGAGAAUGCAGUACUUACACAAUACAAUCUCACGUACUACAUAAAUUCACCUGAUUACGAAACGCCGGCCUACUGUAAUUUUGAUAUGAAACCAUUAGUGGUUUGUAACAUUACCGUAGAGCAUUCUUAUCGACCACAAGUUGAGGAAUAUCACUUUAAAGUUCACAGUAUUAAUUCUUUAGGCAGCUAUAAGCAAGAAUUUACCAUAAAUAACUUGAAUGUGAUGGUGCCAGCUCGACCAGGUCAAGAUUUUCAUAUUAUAAAAUUAACCACUGAUAGUAUGGAUGCAAUUUGGAGCAUGCCAAAAUAUGACUCAUACACACCUAACAAACACCGCGGCUUACAGUGGGAAGUACUCUUGCAGCCAGAUAGUUUCACAGUAAAAAAUAUCAGUUCACAAGUGCGGGUGAUGCGUGUUGAUCGCGGUUGUAAAUUGUCAUUAACGGAGCUGCCAUAUGCCCACUACUCUUAUGAGUUGCGAUUACGAGUUAAAGUGCGAACGGCCGUUGCCGGUGAGGAUAUGUGGAGUCAAACGUUUAAGUGUCGUUUCCGUACUAAACCUCGUAUGCCAGAUAGGCCACCACGCACCGAUAAUGGCGGUUUUUAUAUAAAUCCACUGGAAACCGAAGUACGGCUGUAUUGGGAGCAAUUAGAGAAAUGGGAGGAGAAUGGCGACAAUUUUACGUACAUAAUACGCGCUUUGGAAAAGCGCGACAAUGACCAAACGAGAGCACUGCUGCCACGACAACAAGAGGCAAAUUUUGCUAUUUUCGAAUGGCACAAUGAUUUGCACUAUACUUUCGAGAUAAGCAGUCGCAAUCAUAUGGGGGAAUCCUCUACAGCUAAUGUCAUUACCAUAUACCCACAGGCGAGCAGAUUAGCCAAGCACUAUACACCACACUCCAUACAUAAUGUCUAUCAUGAGACAAAUCGUUCCUAUACGCUAACCUGGUUGCCACCACAAGCGCAGGAAGGUCUACAAAAUUAUACGGUGUAUUGGUGUUAUUCAAAACUGGCCAUGCCAACAGAUUGCAGAGGUUCAAUACACUUCCGUCAAGUGAGCAGCAAAACGCAACGCUUUGCUACGGAACCACAAUCGGCCGAACAUGAUCACUCGUUAACGCUAGCUGUAUCCGCUAAUUAUAUUGAUUAUAAUACCGGCAUGCAUUGGACGUCUUGCAGUGUAGAUGUGAAUGCCGAUUUUGAACCAAUGGAACCUGAAAUCUUAUUCAUCUCCGCCACGGAAUUGCGCGUGCAGUGGAGCUCGAAGACAGUUUGCCCAUCAAUUUUAAGCGGCUACAAUCUAACCUAUUGCGAGGUGGCGAAUACACCAGAUACCGACAGCAUAACACCUGCUACUGUAGAGAGUGUUCUGUUUGAGCCAUUUAGCAGCGCCAAGACUGUGCCAGCUGAAAGGGCUGCUUGUGUUAGCGACCCGACUAUAAUAACAAUCGAUAAGAAUUGGAAUAAGUUUAAUAUAACAGGCUUAAAACCCUUUACGCUGUAUCGUUUGGAAAUGUUUAUGUUCUCCAACGUAAAGGCAGGCAAACCGAAUGACCAACUACUGGUGCGUACAUUCGAAGCGGCACCAUCGCCACCACGGCAAUUACAAGUGACCGAGCUAACAAAUAAAAGUGCAAAAAUCACUUGGCUGGCGCCUAGUGAAGCCAACGGUUAUAUACGUCAGUAUAUAGUCAAGCUAAACAAUAAGGAAUUUAUAGUUAAUGCCUCGCGCUUGGAUCACGCCGACAAGAUCAGUUUCGUUUUGGAGAAUCUCACCAGUUUUACCUCAUAUAAAGUGUUUGUUAUCGCGGUCACAAGGUACAAGUCCAAUCACAGCAAUGAUAUUCACUUCACAACAUAUAUGAGCGCCCCCUCUAAAAUGGCUUACUCCGAAACAAUAACACGUAACAAUAAAGUGCAGUUGAAGUGGUUGCGGCCCAGCCAGCCUGGCGGUCGCGUGGAUUACUAUGAGGUCGCCGUAACCGUGCUGCGCGGUGAUUAUGUCGAACGUCGUCGCAUAGCCGUUGUAUUCGGUAAUAGUUGCGUGCUGCGUGUGCCCGCCUGCCCCGAUCCGGACUAUCAAACCAAUGUAGAAGUGCGUGCGAUCAAUGCGGGCUUGAUCAAGAAUAACGAAGUGAAUCCGAAGGAUGUGAUUGCAUACCAAACCGAAUUCGAUCCCGAUGCAAAUAAUUACGAAUACAACGAUGAAUUUGCAUGUGUCGGUACUGACAAUGCAGCGGAUGUGGAACGGGAAAAGGCUGCACUGAUGCAAUAUCACAAAAAAGACAAUUAUUUGUUGUAUAAAUCGGACUGGUAUCAGCUGACAAGUUUUGGUUGUUCACAGAGACAGCUAGGAAAAAUUACCGUUAUCACCUUAAUGAUUGUCUGCACAUCGCUGAUGCUGAUGGCGCUCAUGUUCUUCGCAACGAAAAAAUGGAAAAUGAUGAGUGAUAUACAAUGCACGCUGCCCGCUGCGCUGGUGGACGCCUACCUCACGAAAGAGCGGAAUGGCGGUGGCGGCGACGGUUACAACAGAAACAUAGUCAACGGUAGUGGUAUUGGUGCCGUCAACGUUCAGCCGCUCGCCGACAGCAACGAACGAUUGCACAUCGAGGAGCAUCACCUGUUAAGCAGACAACAGAAUGACUUGGGUUACAUGAGUGGAGGUCUGCAUUUCGGACGUAGUAUUAGCGCGCUGGCGGAAACACAGACUUCAGAAAAUGAAAGUGGCGAGGAGGAUUUGGCCUAUCACAAGCGCGAUUACUUGAACUCUGAAAGUUCGGCUGACUCCCUGAUAGACAGCACAAGUAGUAGUGGUGGCGCUAACAGCGAACUGGGCGCACAGGAUGCAGUACCGUUACAGCGCAUAGCCGAGGAGCCUACUGGCUACGUGCAAGCUGCGCAAGUUCAAACCGGUGGUGUGCUUGGCGGUUACGUGAUGGCGGACAACUUGCAUGGAUGGAUGCAGCCAAAGGCGCCAUUACCAGCAGACACCACAGUAACUGCACAACCCAGCACGCACGGCUAUGUGCAAGCGAAUACGUUAAUUGCGGCAGCAACGGAAAAGAGCACUGCGACACCAAGCAACGAUUUCAGCGGUUACAUUAGCCCGACCGCGCUGCCACAGUGGCUAACGCAAAACUCACUAGCAACAACAGUAGCGGCACAGAGUGCAAAUGAAUCCGUCGGCCAUAGUGGCUACAUAAAGGCCACAGCUUUAAACACGCCCAGCGCUUGGGCGCAACCUCCACAAGUAGGCAGAAGCGGCAUUGAAGCAGGUUCGAAGAACGAUUAUAUAAAUGCAAGUGAUUUGCGCGCAGCACCUGCAAUGUGGACGGAGCAGAAACAGCAGCCGAAAGCCACAGCUGGCAAUAAUAACGGUUAUAUAACUGUUGAUAGUCUUGAGGCACAUAAGCCAAAGGCUAUGGGUGCAGCAACAACACUACCGCCAGCAAUCUCAGUUAACACCAACACAAGUGCCGAUGAUAAAGCACAAACGUCUGGAGCGGCUGCUGGCAGCCAAUCCAACAGCGCAUACGUGCAACCAAGCACUUUGCAAGCAUUACUCCUUAACACGCCGAGCGCCAGGGACUCGCACUCGCCGUUACACAAUGCCAAUAUAACGAAUUUCAGCGGUUACACAACAUUGGAUGCGCUGGGCAAACUAACGCCGACACAGGGCGCGCCUACAGCACACAGGCCAGAGCAAACUGAUACUAAACCGCGUCUCAUGGGCUAUGUGACACAACGUGAAAUGAAUGAAUUCGGUCAGCAGCAUAGGCAUUAGAAGGUUAACAAAUGCAGUCAAAUGCAUGUGCAGCAUAAAAUAUGUAAACAACAACAAAAUACUGUGUUUGUAGCUCUACGAAAUUCGAUUUUGUAUUUUGCUAUACAAAUAAUGCAGGUAAAAUAUAUAUAUAUACAUAUGCAGUGGCGUGUGUUGAACUCUAACCUUAAACGUUUGGGAGGGCAGCAAAAACAUUUUCUGGCAGUUGAAGUGACGCUGUAAUGCAUUUCAAUCCGAUUUGCUUACAGUUUUAUGAUUUAGUUCAUUUAAAAGUUCACUGUAACCUUUUUAAUGUUUUAUUUUUAAAUUAUUAAAGGCUAAAUGCUUACUCGAUAGUAUUAAUUUGACAUUAUGGUUAAAUA
Bactrocera latifrons is the source of this 5041-nucleotide messenger RNA. RefSeq names its product cytokine receptor (gene dome). Bases 462 to 4679 code for a protein of 1405 amino acids. The transcript has 4 exons. Gene Ontology annotation, molecular function: protein binding. The record is from RefSeq and is a predicted model, not a curated record. NCBI's taxonomy places the organism in Eukaryota, Metazoa, Arthropoda, Insecta, Diptera, Tephritidae.